AAAAUAGUGUAAAUAUAACCUAGGAGUUCGGGGGAGUGAGGCUUCACUGGCUGCGUGCUCUCCAGUCGCUUCGGGUUCCGCUUUCAAGACGGUGUACUGGUGCCGACAUCGGUAAUCUUUUGUAGUCAUGGAUUCCCUAGAAGAAGAACAACUUGAAGCUCUCCGCAAGGCCUUCAAUUCCUUCGACACGGAGGGCCAGGGAUCCAUCACAGGAGAGACCGUGGGCAUCAUCUUGAGGAUGAUGGGCAUCAAGAUCUCCGAGAAGAACCUGCAGGAGGUCAUCGCCGAGACAGACGAGGACGGAUCUGGCCUUCUUGAGUUCGAGGAAUUCGCUGAGCUCGCCGCCAAGUUCCUGAUGGAGGAGGACGAGGAGGCGCUGAAGAAGGAGCUCAAGGAAGCCUUCCGGUUUUACGAUAAGGAGUGUAAGUCGUGAACAGAUUGCAGAAGUUUGCUCGCAUAAAUCAUAAAAUAGAUAAAUAAAAAGAAAAGGAAAUGAUAAAGUUUGUAAGUAUGGAAGAGACAGAUAAAUCUUAUUACAAAACCGGAGCGUACAGUCAGUGCCUAAAGUUCAGUCGCGCAAAGGAAGUGUACAGGAGACUGCAAAAGUUCGCUCGCAUAAAUCAUAAAAUAGAUAAAUA
Molecule: messenger RNA, 638 nt
Organism: Penaeus chinensis
Lineage: Eukaryota; Metazoa; Arthropoda; Malacostraca; Decapoda; Penaeidae
Product: troponin C-like
Exons: 4
Coding region: 128-433 (101 amino acids)
Cellular component (GO): myosin II complex
Molecular function (GO): calcium ion binding
Source: RefSeq, a predicted model, not a curated record